ACCACUGUCUCUUUCUCACUUUACGAUUGUACUAAGAUUUCUGUCUCAAAAUGGCAACAUCGGUGAAGAACAACUUCAUCAACCCAGCAUUGGUCUCAAAUCUUCAACAAGCACUCGUCCGCAGGAAGGACAGUGUGCAGGAGCAGCACCAGAACAGAACCCACGAACCUCUCAGAGCUUCUUCAAAGCCCGUGGUACUAGUCACCAAUGGAGAAGGCAUAGACUCUCUUGGCCUCACUUUCCUCGUUGAAGCACUCCUUCGUAAUGCCCUUCUUGAUGUCUAUGUCUGCGCCCCAGAAUCGGAUAGAUCGGUGUGUGGUCACUCAGUUACCACUAAGGAGACGCUAGCUGUGUGUUCAGCAGAAGUUGGUGGUGCCAAUGCUUAUCAAGUGUCAGGAACCCCAGCAGAUUGUGUGUCUUUGGCUUUAUCUGGGGCAUUGUUUUCUUGGUCAAAACCUAUUUUGGUAAUUAGUGGACUAAACAAAGGAGCAACUUGUGGUUAUAACACGUUGUACUCUGGGGCAGUUGCUGGGGCUAGAGAGGCACUGAUUUGUGGUGUGCCAUCUCUUUGUAUAUCAUUGAAUUGGGAAAUGAAUGUGAGCUGUGAAAUUGAUUUGAAGGAUGCAGUAACAGCAUGUUUACCAUUAAUUCAUGCAGCUAUAAGAGAUAUACAGAAAGGGAUUUUUCCCAAGAAUUGCUUCCUAAAUAUAGGGAUCCCAAGUAGUCCACUGAGAAACAAGGGUGUCAAAGUGACUAGGCAAAGUCCACAAAGGUCUUCUUUAAGUUGGCAAGCUGUGUCAGCAAAUAGGAAUCCUUCAGCAGGCCAUUACAUGUCUAACCAGCAAAGUCUUGGAAUCAUGUUAGCACAACUAGGAAGAGAUGCCUCUGCUGCUGCAGCAGCGCGUCGAAUAAACUCGAAUCGUAAGAAUGUGGAGAUUGAAUCUGUUGGUGUUUCUGGAAAGCUCAAUUCUCAACAAACCGUGAAGAAAUACUUCCGUAUGGAGUUAACAGAGAAAAUGCAGCAGAACAUAGAAGAGGAUUUAGACUCCACAGCACUUGAAGAAGGAUUUGUUACAGUUACCCCUUUGUCAUUGUAUGCAAAUGGACAGAUUGAAAUUCAAUCAUCAGUAUCCAACUGGUUAGCUAUUGCACUCAGUGGUGAUCAAUGA
This is a messenger RNA of Abrus precatorius (Indian licorice), 1169 nucleotides long. Its product is annotated as 5'-nucleotidase SurE-like. The coding region runs from base 51 to 1169 and encodes 372 amino acids. The transcript is spliced from 10 exons. Gene Ontology annotation, molecular function: nucleotidase activity. NCBI's taxonomy places the organism in Eukaryota, Viridiplantae, Streptophyta, Magnoliopsida, Fabales, Fabaceae. The record is from RefSeq and is a predicted model, not a curated record.